AUAUUGUAGGAAAUAAGUGAUAGGUACCGAGAGCUGAGAAAAAAAUCAGAUUUCUCAUACCACCAGCCGCAAAGGAAUGAUUCGUUUAGCUUAUGAUAUGAAAAAAAAGAGUCAAGACCCGAAAAAAGUGAGUAGGAGUAAGGUAUGGAUUGCGGGACAUACUCACGCUGAUGGUAGACCCGUGAAGCCUCAAUAUGCUGAGACUAUUGAACAAAUCCAGUCACUUGAUAGUCAAAUGGACUCUACACCAGCUGCUGAUAACAUAAGGGAGGAUGCUGUCACCAAGAUUUUGGGAAAAGACAAACCUGGACGUGUAAGGGGGUUUGGUAGAGGGAUUACGGCUACUAAACUAGCAUUUCUGCAAUCUAGAGACGCAAAGAUUGCUGAUAUGGCUAGUGAGAUUGAAGAGUUGAAGGGCAUGGUCCGAGAGUUAGCUGGAAAGAAGAAAACUAAUGGUGAGACUGAAACAUCUGAGACAAGUGCUGGAUUCAAAGAAGGAGUUAGAGUACAAAUACUGGAUUGUUUUGAGUCAGAAGAUGUAGUUGUUGGUGAAGGAGAAUUUUGCUCUGAUGAACCGAUGUACAAAAUUGGUCGUGUGGCUAUUGGUCCUAAUGCAGUGGCUGUUAUUGUUAAGUCUGCAUUAAUCUCGGAAGCUUUUCUCCGGAGGCCUACGACAGAUGUAUUAUCUCUUGAGGAUGCAGUGGGAUGCAAAGUAGCUUGGCCAAUAAAUAAAGUGGUUUUGGACAGGAAUCCAGUAGCGUCUCAAGAUGUAUCGAUGGUAAAGUUUUUCAAUCUAGUACUUUUUCGACAUAAGUAUAGGUCUCUCAUCAUUAGCUUGUUACAUUGUAGCAACACAAGGAAGGUGAAACUCGAAGAUGCAAAAUCUAUGACUGGACUUCAGAAGAAGAAGUGGUUAUUGCUGAAGGUCUCCUGUGCUCAUCUAAUUCCAAAGAGAUGGUUAACAAUAUACCUCUGGGUCCAAAUGCGGUGAGCAUUGAAGUGGUGAAGGUGUUUAAAGAUAAUGCUCAUUUGUGGAGGCCAACUGCGGAGAUGUUUUUGAUUGGUGAUGCAAUUAACGAGAAAAUCGCAUGGCCACUCCUCAAGUUUGAAAUCAUGGCUUCGAUCACUACAGCUGCAACACCUGCAAAACCUGCAGCCACGAAAACAGCAUCACCUACCAAACCAGCAAAGAAAAAAGCAAUGAGUCCAGGCAGCACUAGUACCCCCAAAAGUGCAAAGCAGAAGUGUAUUCUCUUCGACUGCAGCAACACCGGACGUAAGGUAGCUGAAGGAAGAGUGGCUUCAACUGAUCCGAAAGAGCUGUGUCACUUUGUGCCCCUGGGUCCAAAUGCAAGCAAGGUGUGGGUUGAAGUGGCUAAGAUUGGUGAUGCAAAGGUGUGGAGGCCAAAUUCAGAGAUUGAAUACAUCUCUGAUGCAAUAGGUUCGGUUGUGGCAUAGCCAAAUGAUAAACUGAAGUUGGUGUGAAAGUCUGAAACAAUGUAGCUCUAGUUGUGUUUUUUUUUUCUCGACGGCUCUAGUUGUAUUUCUAGUUUGAACUUAUGUGAAGUUAUGUGUAAUAUUUAUGUGUGAUAUUAUGUGUAAAUUCACAAACAAAAAACAAAUAUUAUGUGUAAUAUUAAGAUAUAAUCUUGUGUACUA
Molecule: messenger RNA, 1659 nt
Organism: Raphanus sativus (radish)
Lineage: Eukaryota; Viridiplantae; Streptophyta; Magnoliopsida; Brassicales; Brassicaceae
Exons: 5
Coding region: 77-991 (304 amino acids)
Source: RefSeq, a predicted model, not a curated record